Molecule: messenger RNA, 1491 nt
Organism: Microbotryum saponariae
Lineage: Eukaryota; Fungi; Basidiomycota; Microbotryomycetes; Microbotryales; Microbotryaceae
Source: the annotation of a GenBank genome assembly
AUGGGCGUCAAUCUCUCGACCAUCGAUCAAGCGGACUAUCCCCAAGGACCAUCGGCGACCCAACUCAAUGCUGGUUACACGCUGGGUGAGUGUUUCUUCUACACCUUGUGCACGACCGGCGGUCGAUGAUUCGCCGACGACUCGUCUUCCGGGCCGGAGUGCUCAUGUUUCCUUCCCUUGGCGAACUCGAAUAUGUCGGCCUAUUCGGAAUUCUCCUUCGCACAGGUCCACUGUUCGCGGGCUGGAUCACCAGCAUCUUUCUGAUGGGUAUCGUCGUCUCUUGGGGCGUGACCUACUUCACUCGGCAAACCAAAGAUCGGACAUGGGUACGCACCUUGGUCGGGAUCGCAAUCUUCGGGGAUAUCGUCACCGCCCUCUUCAACGCGGCUUCGAUAGUACGACAUGGCAAGAACCAAGAUCGAACCAACUACGCCAUCUCCCUUCUCGAAGCCCCCGAUGCGUUGGCCCUCCUAAGUGGGGGUUUAUGUGCCGUCGCGGCGCAGACUUUCUUCUCCGUGCGAGUUUAUCGCCUGCUCCCGAGUCGCUGAUAUCGAUAUCCGUUUGCCUUUCUCGCCGGGGGCCUGAUCUCCGCUUCUUUCGGAGGCGCAAUCGGGAUCACGACCGUCGAAUUCAUCAACCACGGUUCCACCGAUGAGACGCGUGGUGCCCGACCGGGGACGUACGGACUCCUCUUCACCCUGGCCGAGGUGUGGUUGUGGGCGAGCGUCGCCGUCGACGGCCUACUCUCGACCAUGCUCAUCAUUCGACUCGCGGCCAAUCGCAAAGAAAUUGGGCGGAGGAGCAGCAAAACGGAUCAAGCGACGGGAACGUCCUUGUUACUGCUCGACUUUAUGCGGCUCGCUUUCGAAUGUGCCGUUUUGACCAUGCUCUUUGCCACGGUCGGUGCCAUCCUAUUCGUCUCAACGACUGAAACCACUAAUCUCUCCUAUGCUUGUGAGUCGAGCAUCUACACGAUUGCCCAAGUGUUUACGACGGGCGGAUGAGGCUAAUUAUAACAUCUUGUUGAUCGUUGAAACAUCAGUCACCAACGCGUUGCCCGGUCUUUACACACUGUCGCUCCUCUGGGCCGUCAAUGCUACACAUCGUCUGCGACAAGAGAUGCAAGAUAUCGACCCUUCCGCAAUGGUACAGCUCGUAUGGAACCUCGCCGAGGACGACGAGAACCAAAUCUCGAGGGAGAGGAGGCUCGCCGAGCUCGCGCGAGGGGAAGGUCUGGCCGUUUCAUUGCGCCGAAGUGCGGCGCCUCGGAAAGCGGUCAAGCAGUUGGGGCACGAGGUUAAUCUUUUGAUGAUUGAUCGGAUGACGAUCAGUCAGGUCAGCGAUCGGAGGAGUCCUCGGCAACCUGAUCCGACGCUCGGGCUGGACGAUGACGACGACGAGCACCGCAAUCAUUUCGACGAGGUCACGGGGUCUACGGGGGAAAGGUCGGAGAUGAAGAUUCGGGCGUUGGAGGAGGAGGCAAGAAUAUAA